This is a messenger RNA of Sphaeramia orbicularis (orbiculate cardinalfish), 4708 nucleotides long. It is a transcript of the gene fam91a1, whose product is annotated as family with sequence similarity 91 member A1. Gene Ontology annotation, cellular component: trans-Golgi network; cytoplasmic vesicle. Gene Ontology annotation, biological process: intracellular protein transport. Bases 224 to 2725 code for a protein of 833 amino acids. NCBI's taxonomy places the organism in Eukaryota, Metazoa, Chordata, Actinopteri, Kurtiformes, Apogonidae. The transcript has 24 exons. The record is from RefSeq and is a predicted model, not a curated record.
ACUAUAGCCACGAGCAUGACGAACGGCUCUUUCGAAAAUACAACAAGGAAGUGACCGUCUUAUUGUAAAGGAAAAUAAUCUGCGGAUAAAGCAUUUCGUCAAAGCGGGAGUCGCUUUGUUCGGCUGGUGGGUGUCGGGGGAAUAAAGUCAACGUGGACUCUCCCGAGGACCCAUUUGUGAACGUCUCCAGGGAUUCUGCUUUUAGCCUGCUAGCUAGCUAGCGAUGAACACGGACGUGGAAUUUCACAUCAGGCAGAAUUAUCCGUGGAACAAGCUCCCAGCUAAUGUCAAACAGAGUUUGGGGAAUUCUCAGCGUGAAUAUGAGAAGCAUGUUUUGCUGUACAGCAUCCGCAACCAGCUGCGAUUCCGCAAUAACUUAGUGCGCCAUGUGAGGAAAGAUGAACGCAAGUACUACGAGGAGCUCCUGAAGUACAGCCGAGAUCACCUGAUGCUGUACCCCUACCAUCUGUCCGACAUCAUGGUCAAAGGGCUGCGAGUCACUCCAUUCUCAUAUUACAUAGGAAUCAUGGAGGAUAUUAUGAACAGUGAGAAGAGUUACGACUCCUUGCCCAACUUCACUGCUGCUGACUGUCUGAGGCUGCUCGGCAUUGGGAGAAACCAGUACAUUGACCUGAUGAAUCAGUGCAGAUCCUCUAAAAAAUUUUUCCGUAGGAAAUCAGCGCGGGACCUGCUACCGACCAAACCUGUGGAAAUCUCUGUGGAGCCGUGGUGGGUGGCACAGACAGGAUACAUCACUGAGGACGAUAUCAGGAUCUGUUCUCCAGCGGAGAAGAAAGCUAUCGAUAAGAUGAUAGACUCUGGUCCUCAGCUAGCUGGAUCAAUGGAGUACAAUGUGGUUCUAAGCUUGUACAAUCGGGGCUUCAUCUACUUGGAUGUUCCCAUAUCUGAUGACAGCUGCAUCUCAGUGCCUCCGCUGGAAGGCUUUGUCAUGAACCGAGUCCAGGGUGAUUACUUUGAAACGCUUCUCUACAAAAUCUUUGUUUCCAUUGAUGAGCAGACAAAUGUAGCGGAGCUGGCAAAUGUGUUGGAGAUUGACUUGGACUUGGUGAAGAAUGCUGUGUCCAUGUACUGCCGGCUCGGCUUUGCUGUAAAGAAAGGUCAGGUGUUCAGCUCAGACCAGCUCCACCCGACUUGGAAGAACGCCCCAUCUGUCAACAGGCUCAAGAGCACCAUGGACCCUCAGAAGAUGCUGCUGUCAUGGGAACAGGGGAGUCCGGUGAUGGAGGGAGGCUCGUCCGCUACCGACACAGACACCACCAGCCUGGAAGACCAAGCAGACACAGCCAGCGUCAGCAGCCUAAGCAUCCCUGCUGCACCCACCAAGAGGAUUGCUUUCCUCUUUGACUCCACCCUGACAGCCUUCCUCAUGAUGGGCAACCUGUCUCCGAACCUGAAGAGUCAUGCAGUGACCAUGUUUGAAGUGGGAAAGCUGUCUGAUGAGACUCUGGACAGCUUCCUGGCUGAACUGGAGAAGGUGGAAAGUACGGCAGAGGGUGAAGCCCAGCGUUACUUUGACCAUGCUCUGACCCUCAAAAACACCAUCCUCUUUCUGCGCUACAACAAAGAACUCACUCAGGACCAGGGACCAGAUAUCCCAAAUAUAGGUUUCCCCUUGGACAUGCUGCGAUGUGAGAGUUUGCUUGGUCUGGACCAGGCAACUUGCAGCCGCGUCCUCAACAAAAACUACAAGCUGUUGGUCUCAAUGGCGCCACUAAGCAAUGAGAUCAGACCCAUCAGCAGCUGCACGCCUCAGCACAUUGGCCCGGCCAUCCCCGAGGUGAGCUCCAUCUGGUUCAAGCUGUAUGUAUACCAUGUGACCGGCCAAGGGCCACCAUCUCUGCUGCUCUCCAAAGGCUCCCGGCUCCGCAAACUGCCAGAUAUAUUCCAGGUGUAUGACAGGUUGUUGAUCACUUCCUGGGGUCAUGAUCCUGGAGUUGUUCCCACAUCGAACGUUCUGACAAUGCUUAAUGAUGCCCUCACACACUCUGCUGUACUGAUUCAGGGUCAUGGCAUGCAUGGCCAUGGAGAAACUAUUCACAUCCCAUUCCCCUUCGAUGAGGAAGAUCUUAAGGGAGAGUUCUCCUAUUCCAACAUGUGUGUGCACAAGGCCCUACGGAAGCUGAAAGAACAUGUGGAUCUGGAGCACCAAUGUGGCUACAUCACCAUGCUCAACUCCAACAACAGGCACCGGCGCAGGCUCAGCGACAGUGGUGAGUGUAGAGGAGACACCCAUCUAGGAGGAGGUCUAGACACUAACGGCAGCACUGAAUCCUUUGAGCUGGUGACAGAAGAGAACAACGGAGAGAGCAAAGGAAAGACAGACUCUCUUUCAUCUGAGGAUGAGUGGGUCCCUCUCGAACUGUGCUUUGGCAUGCCCCUGUUCAGCUCCGAGCUCAACCGCAAAGUGUGUCGAAAGAUCGCCUCGCACAAACUCUUCAGCAACGAGAGCCUUCAGGAGUUGCUUCUAUCGAGCCGAAAGCUUUCGCUGAAGGUGUUGAGCUUUGUUCAGUCAUUCCAGGACGGCAGUCAGCCCUCUGACAUGGACAGCGGCGUGUCGAACCCUCUCAGUCAGCCUCCGGCGGAGUCCGGUGUCCCCCUGCCUGCCCUCAACCUUCUCUUCAAGGACGGACAGCUGAGGGAGUGGAGUGGGCGGGCCCCUCCUCCUCUGGACAUCUCAGCCCUGCAGAAGGACCAACCCACAUAAACCUUUGAGCUCCCGGUACUGGUCACAAGGAAAAUGCCAUCUCGUAUAAAAAAAAAAAAAAAAAAAAAAAAAAGAACCUCUCUCUCUCUGUCUCUCUAAGUGUUGAGUCUCAGUGAGGAAACAGAUUCUUAUGAGGUUUGACCCUGCAUCUCCAUAUCGGUCACAAGGAAACCCUCGUUAUGUUAGUAUCAUUCAUGGGAACAUUAGCCCCGCUGGCACUUUGUCAUGUACCUACUGUAUGAGGAAUCAUCCUACUGACUGUCUUGCUAACACUAGUACCAACCCCUGGCUUUUCCCCUCUGUGAUUCCUCGUAUUCGUAGCAAGGCAGUGUUAUCUGUUGGAGUGGUGCUAUUAUCACAGUAUAUAUAAUAACAGUGAUGCAGGUAAACAACAUAUAACUGGAUCCACAAGUGCUGGUCUGUGCUGACUGGCUAAAGCCCCCCCCUUCAAUCAGUGGAUAUUUUGUGAUCCUUGAGAGCGGAGCGUCAAAGGGUUUAAUACUGUAUAGAAGUGAUUAAAAUGACCCGCAGAAUAAAUGAAAGUAUUGAACUGACGUCUUCAGGAAUCAUUUUGACAUAUGCAUUCUAGGACUAAGUCUUUUAGGCUCAACCUGGUCAACGUGGGCUACAAAUCCAGAGUCCAGAGCCGCUGCCUCCCCGUAUUGUCUCAUGUAAAGUGAUCUGAUGCAUGAUUCUGUCGCACAAUCUUACCAUAAAAAAAAUACUUUUCCUCUUUGCUUGUAAUUGAUAUUUGAGGCAUCGUUUAUUUGCACUGUGCAGGAUUUCUCCAAACCUGUGGAUGAAGUAAUUUCAUGUUUUGUUUUUGUUUUUUUUAAUUGUCGAAGCCCUUAUCGUCUGCACAUAAUUUUCAUGCUCACAUUUGCUACAAAGAGUGUUUCCUCUUGGAUUAGUUCAAAUUGACUGGUUACUAAAGAAACUACUGAUUUUUAUCUUCUUUGUUUUGCAAAAUAUUCUUUGUCCAUAUGAGAGAACACCAAAGACCUUUUUUAUUUUAGUGUAUAAUGUUUUCUUUCUUCUGUUUUAUUGUACUUUCUUUUACUUUGCUGCCUUAUUACUGUCAGCCAAUCAGAAACUACCAGGUCAGGAUCAAAUCACUGGAUGUGAUUUGCUUCGGAUUAUUAUUUUUUUUUGCCUUUUUUUUUUUUAAAGAAAAAAGUAAUUUUACAAGUUUACUACAAAUGAUUUAUGUGCAUUUCAGUAUGUUUUCUAAUCGCCCUGUUUGAGAAUUCAACCAGAUUAACCAAGGGUAUCGUAUUAAGCAGAGCAGGAACAGUCAGGUCUGUGUGUUUGACCCAGGCUUAUUGCCUGCCAGUAUCUUUCCCUGGAUGGACUCCAGUUUGUGUGCAGAGCAGUGCACUCUUGGCCAGCUCACCCCACUCUCUGAAGGAUUCUGUUUACACCAUGUUUUGAACGGGGUUUGUUGUCUAGAGAGAUGUAGACGAUUUCUCUGUGAAGGCUGCCUCAGCCCCAUGGGAUAAAAAUGCUAAUCCUUUGCCCAGUGUUCUGAGAAAUGUGGUGUCCCAAAAAAUGCCUGAAGUCUGUUGUGAUUUUUUUCCCCCCAUUUCAGCGUGAUUCAACGAAUAUAUCGUACAUUUUAUUGCAUUUAGAAUGGUAACCCAUUUUGUCAGGCUCUUCUCUUGUUUUGAGGGAAUCUGCCUUCUGCAGUUUUUGACCCACUUGUGGUUGUUGUUUUGAAUAACGUGAUGCUGAUAAUAGAAAAAAAAAGACUAACAUGAGGUCAUGUUGAAGCAUGAUGACUGUGUAGAAACUGUUGUGCGUAUGUUGUGUAUGCGUGUGUAUUGUACACCUCACUCUUACAGUAGUGUGUUUUUAUACACGCCUACCUUUCACAAUAAGAUUUCCCCCAGUCCUACCUGUCUGGUAUCUAGUUACAGUACUCUGGUCAUCCCAGAAAUCCCCCAUUAUCCCCCAGGUAUACACUCACCACAGUGUUUAAAAAAA